Molecule: messenger RNA, 813 nt
Organism: Talaromyces rugulosus
Lineage: Eukaryota; Fungi; Ascomycota; Eurotiomycetes; Eurotiales; Trichocomaceae
Exons: 3
Coding region: 1-813 (270 amino acids)
Source: RefSeq, a predicted model, not a curated record
AUGAGGUUCUCACUACCAAAUGCCGUGCUGGCGGCAUUACCCAUCCUCUUGGCCGACCGAUUAAGUGCCUCGGCAGCAAGUGACUUGAAUUUAAACGAGACAACGCGAGUCGACUGUUACUCAGACGUGCCAGGAUACAAGAAUAACGGAACGUACACAUGGCAAACGGACGGGUACUGCCAGGAGCAAUGUGUCCAGUUGGGAUACCCUGUCAUGGCCUUGUAUGAUGGUCUCCAAUGUCUAUGCGGCGACGAGAUCCCUCCAAAUGCCACCAAGACGACUGGUUGCGAUUCCAAAUGUUCUGGCUUUCCUUCACACAUAUGCGGUGGAAAGAGCGCAUAUGAAGUCUUCCUCACUGGCACAACACCUACAGUUGCCGUUAUGGGCGAAGACAGUGCUUCCACCAGCAGCAGCACCACCACGACUGCUGGUGUAUCCGUCAUCACAAAAGCCGGCCAAACGAUCGUCGUCACGGCCUCCAACCAGCCCUCAACCAGCUCCAAGUCAGGUGGUGGCGUGAACACCGCCGGUAUCGCCGCCGGCGUGGUUGUCGGCGUUGUCGCACUCUCUGUAAUCAUCGGAGCCGCCUUCUUUUUCCUCCGACGCAAGAGGGCCAGAAAACUCGAAGAGGAAUACCGACGAAAUGCCGAAAUCAGUGCAUUCGCCCAAAAGAAACCCAACACACCAAGCUCGGACUCGCGUUGGGAUGGAGACUACAUGGCUCAACGCCGCCAAAGCAACGGCAGCAUUGACGAUGACCAGGAUUUCUCUAGAAGAAUCCUCACGGUCACUAACCCUGACGGCCGCUUGUAA